Molecule: messenger RNA, 892 nt
Organism: Mytilinidion resinicola
Lineage: Eukaryota; Fungi; Ascomycota; Dothideomycetes; Mytilinidiales; Mytilinidiaceae
Exons: 3
Coding region: 128-472 (114 amino acids)
Biological process (GO): mitochondrial respiratory chain complex IV assembly
Cellular component (GO): mitochondrion; mitochondrial intermembrane space; respiratory chain complex IV
Source: RefSeq, a predicted model, not a curated record
CCGAAUCUUCAAGCCUGACAGCAACGCAGCAAAAUCUCAUUCCAGCCGCCAUACCCGCACUGAACUACUCCCAUUCCACUUUUCCAUCCGCCACCUCUAUCACAAUCCAAUACGAGAUUUCGUCGCCAUGGGCUGGAUACCAUCAUUCGGCGGCAGCGAGCCGGAUGCAAAAGCAGCAGACAAGCCCUACGAACCCCCAAUGCGCUCAAAACGGGACAAAUGCUACGCCGCCCGCGACGCCUUCUUCAAUUGCCUCGAGCAAAACAACAUCCUAGACGCAAUCAAGGACGAGGACAAGUCGAAAGUGGCGUGUGGAGCACAAAACCAACGAUUUGAGCAAAACUGUGCGACUGCGUGGGUUGAGUAUUUCAAAAAGCGGCGAGUAGUCGAGUACCAGAAGGUGCAGACGAUAAGGCGGAUAGAGGCCGAAGGCGGCGAGGUCUAUCCGCCAGGGCCUCUACCGCCAAAGUAAUGAUGCCGCAGGACCUAGAUUGGGAAUCGAAUUUGGGCGACAAGGUGUACGGAAAAUGUAUUAUGUGUGUGUAUAGUAAAAUUCAGGCUUCCGGACCCCACCUCUUCUCUUGAUUAGUUUGGGAUGUACACCAUGUCGCCGGCAAUGUAUGGAUCCGCCCGCUAGCGCCAUCUUUAAUGGCUUGUUUCAUGAGCCUAUUUUCGAUCGACGGCCUGCAGGAGGGUAUGUGGCAUGGUAAGCUGAAGAGACUCGUGACCCAUGGAUAUUGGAAAUAGAAUGCCGUUCGUUGAUGAUUGGCGAACAGUAUUUGAGAUUGCAUGCGGUGAGGGCAGGCCUUACUUCGGGUGUAGUAGCCUCCACGCCAACACCAUUAACACGCGCCCAAAAUGGACGGUUGCAGAUAUGGGGUUGGUCUGGGGA